CGAAGUUUUAUUUUAGUAGUACCUAGGGUUGUGGGGCUGGACGCAAGGCGGUGGAGUCGCCAUGGUUCACAAGAAGGAGAUGCUCAAGGUAAAUCCCAAGAUGUUCGGGCCCAAGGCACAGCCGUGCAUGAACGAGAUGAUGGCAUUUCUGGCCUGCCUCAAGAGGACCAAUUUCAACGACGAUCUGUGCAUCAAGGAGAAAGAAGCCCUGAAUGCUUGCGUUGAGUUCCAGGCCAGGGCGCCCAAAGUGAAGACCACCAUCAACUAUCACCUGCAGCGGCUUGGGAAAUACUUCAAAAAGUGAGAGCUGCAAACGGACCCUCUUUUCUUUCUUGGCUCCGGUUUCGAGCACACAAGAUCUGGCAUUUUGUCAUUUGUUAAGUAACUGAAAGGUAACGCGCCCUUGCGCGAUUCCGGCCAUAACGCUCUGCCACAGAACAAGCAUGAGAAGGCCUCCAGGCCCCCGGGAGAAUGAAACCGAUGGUGCGCCGGCGAGCUUUGGCACCCAUAGCGGCACUUGCACUGGUAGUCCUCGCAUGGAUUGUGUUGAUCCACAGUUCCAUUCUCCAAAACAAUGCCUUCACAUUCCUCCGAGGUGAGCGGUCGAAAGCAGCACGUUCCCUGCGCUUUCACCCCGUCAAGGAUUCCAAGAAUGGUACCAGCUACGUGUUCAUGUCCCAGAUCCAAGACACAAAUCGGACAGGGGUCCCCGAAUUCUUCUACUUCAACACCUCCGCCUCGUCCAGAGUCUUGUGCUUUAGAGGCAACAGCACCCGAGAUGGCACCAAGAACCUGUACGCAUUUGCUGAGCAGCAUGUGCCAGGGGACGCGCUGCUUCUGCCGGGAACAACCCUCGUCUCGGAUUCUCAUUUUGAUUUCGUCAACCCCUGGCAUUCUAUGUAUAACCUCAUCCAAUUCGUCCACUGGAGGAUGGACAGCCGCUGCCAACGGAGCGAUAGAAUGUUAAUCUUCCACCGGGGGGAGAUACGUCACGAUCUGGGAGCUUGGAUCCGGAGCGUCUUGGAUUCCAACGGUGUCACCACAGGCGUGGACACACUGAGGUACCAUCCAGAAGGCAGGGUGGUGUGCUUCCAAAGAGCAGUUGUGAGCAGGAGAGGUAUUGGGGGCGUUUCAGGGGCUGUGUUGAGGGACUUGUUCGAGCAGGUUCGGUGCCGGACCCGACAAUGGUGCGGAGUAGGCAGUGGGGUUAACGAUGACGACACGACCGUCCGUGUCGCGCUUGUGGCCCGAGAACGAGGGCGUGCCUUUGUCAACCUGAGUGAUUGGAAGCAUGCCGUCAAGCUCGUGUGUGAGGUGCGGCCCCAUUGCCAGUGGUCCGUCGUCUGGUUUUCAGCGCUUGAUUUCUGCUCCCAGGUAAAAAUAUGUCCAUGAC
Selaginella moellendorffii is the source of this 1393-nucleotide messenger RNA. RefSeq names its product PRA1 family protein H. The transcript has 2 exons. Lineage: Eukaryota; Viridiplantae; Streptophyta; Lycopodiopsida; Selaginellales; Selaginellaceae. Gene Ontology annotation, cellular component: endoplasmic reticulum; Golgi apparatus. Bases 472 to 1392 code for a protein of 306 amino acids. The record is from RefSeq and is a predicted model, not a curated record. Gene Ontology annotation, biological process: vesicle-mediated transport.